AUGCUGCUCCACCGGACCGCCGCCGCGGCUGCGGUGGCGACGCACCUUCUUCUCCUCCUUCAAUCCGCCGCCGGCGGUGACCACAACAUCACAGCAAUUCUCGCCAAGUUUCCUGAAUUUUCCACCUUCAACGACUACUUGACGCAGACGCGGCUCGCGGCGGAGAUCAACCGGCGGCAGACGAUUACCGUCUGCGCCGUCGACGACGCCGGAAUGGAAGAUCUACUCACCAAAAACUACUCGAUCAACGUCGUAAAAAACGUGCUUUCUCUCCACGUUCUCCUCGAUUACUUCGAUCGGAAAAAGCUCCGCAACCUCACCGGCGGCUCCGAUCUCACCGCCACCGUAUUCCAGGCCAGCGGGGAAGGACCAGGAACCGCCGGAAUUGUUAAUAUAACCGACCUCAGCGGCGGAAAAGUCAUUUUUGCCCCUGAGGAUAACGACGUCGUUUCAGCCACAUUUGUCAAAUCUCUACUCGAAAUACCGUACAACCUCUCUGUUAUUCAGAUCUCCAAUACUCUGCCUCCUCCGGCGACCCUAGCGCCGCCGUCUCCGACGCCAUCGCCGCUGCCUCCACCGCCGCCGUUGCCUAGCCAGUGGAAUUUCACCGCUUUUAUGUCGGACGGAAUUUGCAAGGUCUUCGCCAGAGUACUAUUGGCUAAUACUCCAGCUCAGGAUUCUUUCGCCGGCAGCGUCGCCGGCGGAUUGACGAUAUUCUGCCCUGACGAUGACGCGAUGAAGAGUUUCAUUCCUAAGUACAUGGAUUUGAGCGGCAACGACAAGCGAUCGUUGCUUCAGUAUCACGCGACGCCGGUUUAUCUAUCGGUAAAAGCUUUACAGUCGGUGAGCUCCCCUGUGAAAACCUUGGCCACCGCCGGCGACGGUAAGUACGGAUUCACUGUGGAGAGCAGCGGAAUUGACGUGACGAUCGAAACGGGGAUUGUGAAGGCGAAGAUCGUCAAAGUAGUGAAGGAUGAGAAGCCUCUGGCGAUCUACGCUUUGGACAAGGCUCUAUUGCCGCGUGAGUUGUCCUCGCCGGCGCCUCCAGUUGCAGAAGCGCCGGAGGAUUCUCCGCCGGACUCUCAGGCCGAUCCUCCUGAAGAUGGCACCGUAGACCACACUAAUAACGGUAACGGCGCCGUUAACUAUAACGGCCAUAACAUUGACGCCGUGAUUUUCGUUCUUUGCGUUACGAUUUUACUACUUGUGUGAAAUUAUUUUCUUUUUUACUAUUGGUUUUAUUUUAAAUCUCUUGCCGCAAAAUUGUUUCAUUGAAUUAUAAUAAAUAUUCACAAAAAAUUUAUAUUUUAACUAGU
Messenger RNA from Andrographis paniculata, 1316 nucleotides. Its product is annotated as fasciclin-like arabinogalactan protein 1. Bases 1 to 1212 code for a protein of 403 amino acids. The record is from RefSeq and is a predicted model, not a curated record. NCBI's taxonomy places the organism in Eukaryota, Viridiplantae, Streptophyta, Magnoliopsida, Lamiales, Acanthaceae. The transcript has a single exon. Gene Ontology annotation, cellular component: plasma membrane.